Messenger RNA from Hyla sarda, 2085 nucleotides. RefSeq names its product snail family transcriptional repressor 1 (gene SNAI1). The coding region runs from base 257 to 1159 and encodes 300 amino acids. Lineage: Eukaryota; Metazoa; Chordata; Amphibia; Anura; Hylidae. The transcript has 4 exons. Gene Ontology annotation, molecular function: RNA polymerase II cis-regulatory region sequence-specific DNA binding; DNA-binding transcription factor activity, RNA polymerase II-specific. Gene Ontology annotation, biological process: regulation of DNA-templated transcription. The record is from RefSeq and is a predicted model, not a curated record.
GCACAUCCCUCAUACAGACACAUGACAGACUCCGGGUGCUGACCCUGACUAGACAACAUGUUGUUGUGUUGUUGUGUGUUUUCCCCAUUGAACAGCACAGCGGGCUCAGCUUCAUUUACCGCACAGCAUUGUCCCCCAGUGUAAAUAAGGAGCAGAGCACAAAGCAGCGCAACUCAGGGGGUAGAAGUUGCACCAAAAUCCACCGCUCCAGGCACCUGCUAAAAGAAGGGGGCGUGGUGUCUGUCCCGCCCCCUGCAUGCUGAUUGGCUGGAAGCUGACAAUGCUCAUUUACAUGGGAGGUCCCGGGGCCGGAGGCUGCAUAUUAGGGGGCGCCGCGCUGUAUAGGACAGUACAGAAAGCCGCAUCUUCCUCCGGCACCAUGCCACGAUCAUUCCUGGUCAAGAAACACUUCUCUGCCACCAAGAAGCCUAACUACAGCGAGUUGGAGAGCCAGACAGUUUACAUCUCCCCUUUCCUGUAUGACAAGUUCUCCAUCCCGGUGAUCGCUCAGCCUGACCUCCUCAGCCCAGGCGCCUACUUCCCUCCUCUGGUUUGGGACACCGGGUUACUUACCACGUUCUUCACCCCUGAGCCUGACUACAGCAAGUCUCCGAUCUCCACCUCCAGCGAUGACUCCAAACCCCUGGACCUCACCUCCUUCUCCAGCGAGGACGAUGAGGGCAAAACAUCGGACCCCCCAAGCCCUGCCUCCUCCGCCACAGAAGCCGAGAAGUUCCACUGUAACCAAUGCACCAAGUCUUACUCCACCUUUGCUGGACUCUCUAAGCACAAGCAGCUUCACUGUGACUCUCAGACCAGAAAGUCUUUCAGCUGCAAAUACUGUGAGAAGGAAUAUGUCAGUUUAGGGGCCCUCAAGAUGCACAUCAGGAGCCACACACUACCCUGUGUCUGCAAGAUCUGUGGCAAAGCCUUCUCCAGACCCUGGCUGCUGCAAGGACACAUCCGAACCCACACAGGUGAGAAGCCAUUUUCCUGCACACACUGUAACCGAGCCUUUGCCGACCGCUCUAAUCUCCGCGCCCACCUGCAGACCCAUUCCGAUGUCAAGAAAUAUCAGUGCAGAACCUGCUCCAGGACUUUCUCACGCAUGUCCCUCCUUCAUAAACACGAGGAGUCGGGCUGCUCCGGGAACCAUUGAUCUCUUCUUGCGCAGAAGUGACUGUUAAAGACUUACAAAGGGUUUUUGGGGGCCCCCCCUUCCCCAAAGACAAGUGCCUUGGCCAAGUGCUGCGGGUGCACUUGUGUGGUUUUGGGGGGUAUCUAUGACACUUAUAUAAUGCUCUUAGGUGCUGAAAGUAGCUCACCGCAUUCCAGAGCCUUACUGCGAUAUUACAGGACACCUGCACACUACAUUGCGAGGUGACGAAAAGCAGCGAUAUUCCACUGUGACUGGUCAUAGUCCGUAAAUGCUGAAAAACUUGUGAUUCGCCAAACCGGCAGGUUGUCAAAACCAAAGUCUUUCUCGAUGAAAGCAGGAAAAAAAAGGGCUAUUUCCUCUAUUUUUAUGAAGGACAAAGUCAAAGUGUUACAAUGCAUUCAUAUUUUUGUGAUUGUAUAUAGAUAAUUGUAUGCCGAGAAGGUGUUACUAUGCAAUGAUGAUCUCCCACUUACAGGGCAGCUGUCGGGGCCGCAGCACUCUGACGGGCAGCGUUAACAAUGAUCAGGAAUAAGAGCGAGAUGCUUGUGGUUACCAAACAACAAUUGUGUUUACAGAGUUCUCGAGCACCUGUUAAUGCGACUCUUAAACAACUGCCUUUCAUGAGAUCCCGUAUUAAUAGUCAGCAGUUGUCAGCCGAUACAAUGGCUGCCUGUGAGCGCCGGCCCACGGACAGGUGGACGCCUUAAGAAAAACCUCCUAUUUAUGUGCAGGAGAAAAAAAAAAGGUGUCGCUUGUUCGCGCUCUUUUUUAUUUUUAUUUUUUAUCCAUAUUUUUCUACAUAACCCAUACAGAUGAAUGUUUACAUUUCGAUGGUACACUGGUAUUUAUAUUUUUUUAUCUUCCACUUUUUUGUACUGAUGAAUCUUUUAUAGUUAAACACAAUUUAUUUGAUAUUAAAUAAAAAA